Messenger RNA from Capronia epimyces CBS 606.96, 552 nucleotides. RefSeq lists its product as uncharacterized. Bases 1 to 552 code for a protein of 183 amino acids. The record is from RefSeq and is a predicted model, not a curated record. The transcript is spliced from 2 exons. NCBI's taxonomy places the organism in Eukaryota, Fungi, Ascomycota, Eurotiomycetes, Chaetothyriales, Herpotrichiellaceae.
AUGUCGUCCGAUUCCCUGGCUGCAUUCCGCAAGAAUGCCGGCGAUGAGCUCGGCAAGCUCGCGGAAGAUCAUAUGAAGCAUGAUCUGCGCGACUCGGACCGUGACAUCCUCCAACGAGCCGCCUCCAAAGCAUCCACGCACGCCCUGAUCGGGUCUCUGGCCGGCAUCGCCCUGGGCGGGUGGCUCGCGUUCCGGAUCCGUGCGAACCGCAACGCCAUGUACCAGGCCAUCAAGGCGACCGAGAGGCCGACGCACGUUCGAUUCGCAGAUGGCCGAGAGGAAGCCAUCCCGGACAUCACGCCGUUACUGAAGCCUACGCCGCUGGGCGACAUCGCGGCAUACACCUUCUUCGGGAUCGGCGGUCUGUUCUUGGGAGGCGAGACCGGCUUCUUAACCGGCGUCUGGGCGGCCAAGAGGACCAUUUCCGAAGAUCCGGAGGCCAAACACAGGAUCGAGAAGGCGGUCAAGGCGUUCCGCGCCGACGUCUUGCGCAAGCAGAUUCAAGAGCUGGAGAGCAACUCGGACAGCGGGAAGGAAAUCAUUUGGACAUGA